Messenger RNA from Coregonus clupeaformis (lake whitefish), 2787 nucleotides. RefSeq names its product angiotensinogen (gene agt). The record is from RefSeq and is a predicted model, not a curated record. The transcript is spliced from 5 exons. Lineage: Eukaryota; Metazoa; Chordata; Actinopteri; Salmoniformes; Salmonidae. Bases 994 to 2373 code for a protein of 459 amino acids. Gene Ontology annotation, molecular function: serine-type endopeptidase inhibitor activity. Gene Ontology annotation, biological process: regulation of systemic arterial blood pressure by renin-angiotensin.
UACUGUGCUCUAGUGUGUUCUACUGUACUGAACUGUGCCGUACUGUACUGUGCUGUUCAAACUUGUGAAACGUAGCCUAGACGUCUAUGAUUCGUUUAGAUGUGGUGACCGACCAAAUUUGUACUUGUUUGCGGGUUGAGCUCAUUAGAAUAAUACCCAGCAUGAUUUACAAGUGUCAAUUUUGAUCAUUUAGCAGACUCUGUUAUCCAGAGCGACUUACAGUCAGUGCAUUCAACUAAGGUAGAUAAAUAAAUUAUUGAGAAUGUAUGUGUAGUUGAAAUUUGGCAAUAGAGUCACGCCUGUCAAUUACGUAUUUUUUAACAUUCAUCUAGAACAGAAAAUGAACCUAAUUUCAACGUCCGGAAAAUACGUAUCUUCAACGUCCAGAAAAUACAAAUGUUCAACGUCCAGAAAAUCUGUCCUUUCAAUGUCUGGAAAAUAUGUAUUUUCAACGCACGGAAAAUACUGUAUGUAUUUUCACCUUUCAUUCAGAACCUAAAAUAAACGUAUUUUAGACGUCUUUUCAACGUCAUUUUGCUUACUGGGAUGUACGAGUUGUCUAAGCCAAGAUAUUACUUAGCUCUCCUUAGCAGCUCUAUACAAUCAGAAUUUAGGGUUGGACGUAUGUUUGGAUAGUGGCUAUGCGGUUUUUCUUAUCCGGAAGGAAAAGGAAAGAUAAAGUCUAAAUAAAUAAAUCACUGACAGUCAGACCUCAGCCAGUGGCGUAGUGCAGUUUUGGGGUGCCCCCCCCCCGCAAAAUCCAAGCAAGCCCACAUUUUGCCAUGAGGCUAAGAGAACAUGUUGCUGUUUUAGAGCUAAUUACCUGUCAUUCUAAACAUGUUUUUGAUGGCUUAUGACGUGUUCAUAUGCUAUCUGGUGGGCCUGACCUGCGGGGGUGUGUUCUACGCCAGUGACCUCAGCUCAAUGUUCCAGGCAGCCAAUCAUGAAUUGAGAUGAAUUAUUCAAAGGAAAUUUCGUCCAAAAAGACGGAACAUGCGUCAUAUAUUUAGCCCUCUCCUCCUGCUCUCCUGCCUCUCGGUAGGCCUGGCGAACCGUGUAUACGUCCACCCGUUUAACCUCUUUGCCUCUGAGAAUGUCAGCUGUGAGACCAUCAAAACUGAAGUGAUGAAACCCCUGGAGACUGUCACUUUGACCCCCAUUAACAAUGACAGUGUGGCGCCUGACACUCGAGAACGCUCGGGCACUGACCGACUGAAACAGAACGUCACUCAGCGCACUGCUGUACUGGCAGAGCUGCUCAACUCUCUGGGCCUCCGGAUGUACCAGGCUCUGAGCAGCAAACAAAAGGACUCCAACACCUUGCUCUCGCCCAUGAAUUCCUUUGGCUCUCUGGUCACCUUGUACCUGGGGGCCUCCAAGAAAACAGCCAUCCCUUACCAGCAGCUGCUGGGCCUGAACAGGGACACGGACAGAGACGACUGUGUCUCCUUAGUGGACGGCCACAAUGUUCUCCGUACUCUGCAGGACAUCAAUUCCCUGGUGGAUGGGCCCAAGGAUGAGAUCAACACCCGGGUGUGGGCCUUUGCUCGCAAGGGCGCUGACCUCUCGAAGGACUUUGUCCAAGGCACCCAGGACUUCUCUGAUGCCUCGUACAUCAGAGCAGUGGACUUCUCCCAGCCCCAGGAGGCUGAGACCCAGGUCAACACCUUCAUCCAGCAGACGUCAGACAGGAAAAUCACAAACGUGUUCAAGGACCUUAGCGCAACCACAGAUCUACUGUUUGUCAGCUCUGUCCAUUUCAAAGGCAACUGGAGGAAGGCAUUCCAGCCAGAGAAAACUACCAUGCAGGAGUUCAUGGUUGAUGCGACAACAACUGUCAUGGUCCCUCUCAUGACCCACACAGGCACCUACAAGUACCUGAAUGAUAAGGACAGGAAGUGCACGGUGGUGAAACUGGCUCUGAGCAAACGGGCAUACAUGCUGCUGGUACUGCCUCACGAGGGGAGCAGCCUGCAUGACAUGGAGUCUCGACUACAGUCUGACAUCAUCUCUGGCUGGCACAGGCAUCUGAAGGAGGGGUUCCUGGAACUGUCUCUGCCCAAGUUCUCCAUGACAGCCUUGACUGACCUAAGGUCGUUGCUUUUUGACAUGGCAGCUGAGAUUGAGAAAAGUCUGCUGGGUUCAGAUGCUGAGUUUGAGAGACUCAGCGGUAAGAAGCCGUUCAGUGUUGAUAAGGUGUUCAACAAAGUCACGUUUGAGAUGUCUGAAGGUGGUGCUGAGACUCAAGACAAGACCCAAGAUGGAGGGGUUCCCCUCAAAUUCACUGUCAACAGGCCCUUCUUCUUCGCUAUUGUAGAGGGAAACUCCAAUGCCAUUCUCAUGCUGGGAAAAAUAAGAAACCCGACUCUUUAGGGCUUUCUACACCAACAUAACAAAUCUGCAGAAGAACGCACAUGAAACCCUCCUGGAUCAGCAGACUUGCGGGUUUGUACCGACAGAUCAAUGCAAUAGUGCAUGUUCCCUUACUGGUAUGAUAAUUUAUUCCUGGAGUUAAGAACUUAUGCAUACAUUAUGUAUCAUGUUUGUGAAAAAACACAGUAUUACGCUGAAUUAAGAGGUAAUGUAUUCACAUAGAGCACAUUAUGCAGAUCUUUGUGUCUAAUGUACAUUGUAGAAUUACAGCAGUGUACUUACUGUUUGCUAUGAUAAAGGUAUACAUGGUUGAUAGGAUUAUUGAAAGGUCUGAAUUUGUAUAUUUCUAUUAUGCUAAGAGUUUAUUUGUUUUGUUGUGAUUUGUGAUUGCAUGAAUAAAACAUUGUUUCUCAA